Molecule: messenger RNA, 1251 nt
Organism: Culex quinquefasciatus (southern house mosquito)
Lineage: Eukaryota; Metazoa; Arthropoda; Insecta; Diptera; Culicidae
Product: neurofilament heavy polypeptide-like
Exons: 1
Coding region: 1-1251 (416 amino acids)
Source: RefSeq, a predicted model, not a curated record
AUGUUGGCCAGAAAAAGCCAAAACGCCAAAAGGCCAAAAGGCCAAAACGCCAAAACGCCAAAAUGCCAAAAUGCCAAAACGCCAAAACGCCAAAACGCCAAAACGCCAAAACGCCAAAACGCCAAAACGCCAAAACGUCAAAACGCCAAAACGCCAAAACGCCAAAACGCCAAAACGCCAAACGCCAAAACGCCAAAACGCCAAAACGCCAAAACGCCAAAACGCCAAAAGCCAAAACGCCAAAACGCCAAAACGCCAAACGCCAAACAACAAACGCCAAACGCCAAAACGCCAAAACGCCAAAACGCCAAAACGCCAAAACGCCAAAACGUCAAAACGCCAAAACACCAAAACUCCAAACGCCAAAACGCCAAAACGCCAAAACGCCAAAACGCCAAAACGCCAAAACGCCAAAACGCCAAAACGCCAAAACGCCAAAACGCCAAAACGCCAAAACGCCAAACGCCAAAACGCCAAAACGCCAAAACGCCAAACGCCAAAACGCCAAACGCCAAAACGCCAAAACGCCAAAACGCCAAAACGCCAAAACGCCAAAACGCCAAACGCCAAAACGCCAAAACGCCAAAACGCCAAAACGCCAAAACGCCAAAAGCCAAAACGCCAAAACGCCAAAACGCCAAACGCCAAACAACAAACGCCAAACGCCAAAACGCCAAAACGCCAAAACGCCAAAACGCCAAAACGCCAAAACGCCAAAACGCCAAAACGCCAAAACGCCAAAACGCCAAAACGCCAAAACGCCAAAACGCCAAAACGCCAAAACGCCAAAACGCCAAAACGCCAAAACGCCAAAACGCCAAAACGCCAAAACGCCAAAACGCCAAAACGCCAAACGCCAAAACGCCAAAACGUCAAAACGCCAAAACGCCAAAACGCCAAAACGCCAAAACGCCAAAACGCCAAAACGCCAAACGCCAAAACGCCAAAACGCCAAAACGCCAAAACGCCAAAACGCCAAACGCCAAACAACAAACGCCAAACGCCAAAACGCCAAAACGCCAAAACGCCAAAACGCCAAAACGCCAAAACGCCAAAACACCAAAACUCCAAACGCCAAAACGCCAAAACGCCAAAACGCCAAAACGCAAAAACGCCAAAACGAAAAAACGCCAAAACGCAAAAACGCCAAAACGAAAAAACGCCAAAAGCCAAAACACCAAAACGCCAAAUCGCCAAAACGCCAAAACGCCAAAACAAAAUAGGAAUUUCGAAAUCGCAGAGAACGGCUAA